AUGGUCAAACUGUUUCUACGCGCGGCAGCCGCUGUUCUGUCGCUCAGCACAGUCGUGGCUACAAGUAUUUCUCUUUCUCCUGAGGAGAUAGCGCUGGAUGCAAGGGCUCAAUCCAUCGUCGAUAGUUUCACGGUGGAGCAAGUAGUCGGUCAAAUGACGCAGCUUGACAUCAGCACCGUCGUAGACAAAACGACUCAUGUCCUCAACGAAACCGCGUUGCGAGCAUUUGCGAAGCAGUACGUUGGCUCCUUCCUUAACACUAUUUGGGAAAAACCUAUAGAUGGCAAGUAUGGCUGGACUGUCACGGAAUGGCGUGACCUCAUCACUCGUAUCCAGAACAUUACUAUGAAAGAGAACUGUGGUCAUCCAAUGAUCUACGGUCUUGACUCGGUGCACGGUGCCAACUACGUCGAAGGAGCCGUGAUCUUUCCUCAACAGAUCAACAGUGCCGCGAGUUUCAACCCCGAUCUGGUCUACAAAACCGGACAAAUUACAGCUCAGGACACCCUAGCUGCUGGAAUUCCAUGGAUUUUUGCACCAAUUCUAGACAUCGCGCAAAAUCCGCUUUGGGCUCGUAACUACGAGACGUUUGGUGAGGAUCCCCACUUGACGUCGGUGAUGGGAGACGCUAUCGUGCGAGGGCUCCAAAGCAACAAUCAAACCGCUGCCUGCAUAAAACACUUCAUCGCAUACUCCAAAACCGCCACGGGCCAUGAUCGCCAAAACGUCGACAUAGGCGACUUUGAUCUUCUCAACUACUUCAUGCCUCCGUUCAAGGCAGCCAUAGAUGCUGGUGCCUUGUCAAUGAUGGAAAAUUACAUUUCAAUCAACGGUGAACCAGUGAUUGCAAACUCUCGCAUACUGAAGGACUUGCUUCGAAAUGACCUUAAAUUCACUGGUUUCCUCGUUUCCGACUGGGCCGAGAUCAAUAACCUGAAGGAUUUUCACCGCAUUGUCAACAACUACGAGGAUGCUGUGGCCUUGUCGUUAAAGCAGACAUCGCUCGACAUGAGCAUGGUGCCUAACGACUCGAAGUUCAUUGACUACGCGCUGAGCAUGCUGAAGAAGCACCCAGAACUUGAAAGCCGACUGCGCGAGUCUGCCAAGCGUAUUGUAAAGACAAAGCUGAAGCUGGGUCUUUACAAAAAUCCUGUUCCCGGUAUGGAUCUCGUCUCGAUGGUGGGCAAUGACGAUAGCAAAACUGCUGCACUGAACAUGGCUCGCGAAUCUAUCGUACUCCUACAGAAUAAUGACAGUGUUCUCCCGCUGCCCAAAGAUGCUUCCGUCUUCCUUACUGGCCACUCUGCUGACGAUGUUGGUAAUCAAUGCGGUGGAUGGACGAAGUUUUGGCAAGGAUUGUCGGGUAACGAUAUGUUUGCAAACGGGAUCAGCGUUCACCAGGGUUUUGAAAAAUUGGUUGGCAACGGCUCCUACACUUACCAUAACGAAUUGUUCGCAAACGGCUCGCUGUCGGACGCAGCUCUAAAUAAAGCCGUAGAGCUUGCCAAAAAGCAUAAGUACACGGUUGUUGUUAUCGGUGAAUCACCUUACACUGAAAAGCCGGGAGACAUUAAUGACUUGGCGCUGCCUGAAGGCCAGAUAAACUACGUCAGGGCUCUGAGUCAAACCGGCACGAUAGUGAUCACUGUUUUGUUCCAAGGCCGUCCGCGUCUGCUUGGCUCGAUCCCUGUCGACUCAAUGGCCGUCAUUAACGGCAUGCUUCCCGGUGAGCUCGGCGGCCAAGCGAUGGCUGAGAUUAUCUUCGGUGAUGUAAACCCGAGCGGCAGAUUGCCAAUCACGUACCCGAAGGACCCUGCAAACGUUGCCAUCCCAUACAACCGCCGCACGUCAACUCGCUGUCCCGAUGGUCCCUGCCAGAUGCAAUGGAAUUUUGGGUCGGGUCUCAGCUACACGCAGUUCAAUUACUCCAAUGUAACCUUCGAUACCACCAAUAUUACCAAUGCGGCCGGCACAGUCACUCCAACGGUGACCGUCACGAAUGUGGGUACUCGUGCUGGCAAAGAGACAGUCAUGCUGUUUGUAAACCAACCGUAUCGCUUACUCUCGGUGCCAGAAGCGAAGCAAUUGAAGAAAUUCAAGAAGAUUGAGCUGCAGGCCGGUGAGUCUAUGAAGGUUUCAUUCACGCUGACAGUUGAUGAUUUGAGCGUGUACGUCCCACAGAUUGGCAAGGGUCUGCUGCGAGCGUUUGAGAACACCAGGUAUGCUGUAGCCAUCAAGCCAGAAACGGUCUGCUAUGUCUACGACAGCGAACCGUUGGGCGGGUUGUGCGGCGAAUUCAACGUCGACACCGGCGGUGGUCCAGCUACCAUCAACUACGCGCAGCUUCCUUAA
Messenger RNA from Peronospora belbahrii, 2352 nucleotides. Lineage: Eukaryota; Oomycota; Peronosporomycetes; Peronosporales; Peronosporaceae. The record is from the annotation of a GenBank genome assembly.